AUGUCAGCUUACGGACAAUGUCGUCUCGUGGUCCUCUGCUCCGGUUCCGGAACGAACCUGCAAGCCAUCAUCAACGCAGUCGCGGACGGCACGGUGCCCCAGAGCAAGAUUGAAAAGGUCAUUGUGAACAGGAAGAACGCCUUUGCUGUCCAGAGGGCGGAGAAGGCGGGCAUCCCGACGCGAUACUUCAACCUUGUUUCGGGAGGGUUCACGGCCAAGGGCGAGAAGGACGAGGCCAAGCUGAAAGAGGGCCGUAACAAGUACGACGCAGCACUGGCCGAGGUCGUCCUGCAAGACAAGCCGGACCUGGUCGUGCUCGCGGGUUGGAUGCACGUUUUUAGCGCUCCCUUUCUGCGGCCGCUCGAUGCCGCUGGCGUCCCUGUUAUCAAUCUUCAUCCGGCACUGCCUGGCCGUUAUGAUGGUGCCAAUGCCAUUGGCAGAGCCUACGAGGACUUCCAGGCCGGCAAGCUUGAGAACAACCAGACGGGUGCGAUGAUUCACUACGUCAUUGAGACUGUAGACCGUGGAGAGCCUAUUCUCAUUGAGGAAGUCGAGAUCCGCUCCGGUGACAGCCUGUCAGACGUUGAAGAACGCAUGCACAGCGUCGAACACGGUCUCAUUGUCAAGGCCACCGCAAAGGUCGUACAGGAGAUCUUGGAGAAGAAGAAUCAUCAUUGA
Colletotrichum orchidophilum is the source of this 678-nucleotide messenger RNA. RefSeq names its product phosphoribosylglycinamide formyltransferase. The record is from RefSeq and is a predicted model, not a curated record. NCBI's taxonomy places the organism in Eukaryota, Fungi, Ascomycota, Sordariomycetes, Glomerellales, Glomerellaceae. Gene Ontology annotation, molecular function: phosphoribosylglycinamide formyltransferase activity. Bases 1 to 678 code for a protein of 225 amino acids. The transcript has 3 exons. Gene Ontology annotation, biological process: 'de novo' IMP biosynthetic process. Gene Ontology annotation, cellular component: cytoplasm.